Humulus lupulus (European hop) is the source of this 1306-nucleotide messenger RNA. Its product is annotated as OVARIAN TUMOR DOMAIN-containing deubiquitinating enzyme 1. Bases 158 to 1063 code for a protein of 301 amino acids. Gene Ontology annotation, biological process: protein K48-linked deubiquitination. Gene Ontology annotation, molecular function: cysteine-type deubiquitinase activity; ubiquitin binding. NCBI's taxonomy places the organism in Eukaryota, Viridiplantae, Streptophyta, Magnoliopsida, Rosales, Cannabaceae. Gene Ontology annotation, cellular component: nucleus. The record is from RefSeq and is a predicted model, not a curated record. The transcript is spliced from 10 exons.
GUAUAAAUAGAAAGAGGGAUUAAAGAAAGAAAGUAUUUUGCAUUUGCCAGUAUCAGUAGUAAGCAAGAGUGAAGACGACGAGCACAGAGACGGAGACGAUUGUUUACUCAUUUGGCGUUUUUCUCAGAUCAGAGAUCACCACCUCUCUCUUCUGACAAUGCACAAUCAGGAAGGGCUACCAGCGGAUGGGGAAGUAGAGUCGUCUUUUUCCAAUUCCGACUUCGGUGAAUGGGAUGCUUUUCCUGAUGAGGAUAUCAUGAACCAAAAAUCCCUAAUCCAGUCUGAUGAGGCCGACAAAAUCCCAUUUGUUGGUAACAAGGAACCCCUUUCUUCAUUAGCCACAGAAUAUCAAUCGGGCAGCACUAUCUUGUUGGAAAAAAUCAAGGUGCUUAGUGAACAAUAUGCUGCCAUUCGGAGAACACGGGGCGAUGGGAAUUGCUUCUACCGAAGCUUUAUGUUUUCAUAUCUUGAGCACAUUUUGGAGUCGCAAGAUCGGGUCGAAGUCGAACGCAUCAAAGCCAAUGUUGAACAAUGUAGGAAAACACUCCAGAGCUUGGGUUAUGCGGAAUUUACUUUUGAGGAUUUUUUUGGGCUCUUUCUUGAGCAACUAGAUAGUGUUCUUCAAGGAACUGAAUCUUCUAUAAGCCAUGAUGAGCUACUAUCCAGGAGUCGGGAUCAAUCAAUCUCAGACUAUGUCGUAAUGUUUUUCAGAUUUGUUACUUCUGGUGAAAUACGCAAGCGCUCAGAGUUUUUUGAGCCAUUUAUAUUGGGAUUAAGCAAUGGAACAGUGGAACAGUUUUGCAAGUCAUCAGUGGAACCUAUGGGGGAAGAGAGCGAUCAUGUUCAUAUUACAGCUCUUUCAGAUGCACUGGGUGUGCCCAUCCGUGUUGUGUACCUAGACCGCAGCUCAUGUGACACAGGUGGUGUAAGCGUAAAUCAUCAUGAUUUUCGUCCUACUGUUGUUGGUGAUAAGCCAGUUGCUAGUAGUAGCUCUGAGACAACUAGUCCUUUUAUCACCUUGCUGUACCGCCCUGGUCAUUACGAUAUUCUCUAUCAGAAGUGAUGCUCUCACCUUUUCUUGUUAGUGAAUAAGGUUUUGAAGAUAACAGGUUGACAAGGACAUUCAGUGCUGUGCAAUGCAAAUGCCAAAGUUGGUUAAGUCGUGAUUUAAACUCAACUCUCUCAGGUGUUUCAAAAAUACUGGCUAGUGGCUAAUACUGUUUUCAAGAUUAUACUUUUUAGUACUGGUGACAAAACAUGAAACCUUUCAAAUUGCAUUUUAUUAACAAGUUACCGAUUACUUUUA